Messenger RNA from Rotaria sp. Silwood2, 1230 nucleotides. Lineage: Eukaryota; Metazoa; Rotifera; Eurotatoria; Philodinida; Philodinidae. The record is from the annotation of a GenBank genome assembly.
AUGCAUUGGUUAACAUCAUCAUCUUCUCUUAAAAAUGUUCAUUUAGAAUCUAGUGCUAUUAAAAAAGAAAAGAAUAUGUCGAACAUUGAUUUACAAUUUUCACAACCAAAAUUUCAAUCUCGUCUUUCUCCUUAUUAUCCUUAUUUACCUAUACAUAUUUACACUCAAAAUUUAUCAUCUUUAAGAAAUAUAUCGAAACUUAUUUUAUUAGGAAAUGGAUUUUUUGGUGAUGAAACAUGGGGUUUACAUACAAGGGAAAAAUCAUCAACAGAACCUAUGAAACAACUUUCAUGCCCAUAUUUGGCUCAUUAUUGUGACAUAACAAUUGAUAAAAAACUUUUUUCACAAGCUGAUGCCGUUGUUUACCAUAUACGUGAUCCUAUUAAUAAAAAACAGGCAAAAAAGAAUCGUCAUCCAGACCAACGUUUUGUAUUUGCUCUUUGGGAAUCACCAAUAUAUACACCUAAGCUAAAAUCUUAUAAAGGAUUUUUUAAUUGGACAAUGACUUAUCGAUUUAAAUCUCAUAUAGUAGCAUCAUAUUAUUCAAGUAAUGCUUAUAUACAUACAUCAAGUGAUUAUUAUCAAUUUAUGUUAAAAGAAAAUGAAAAAAAAAAUCUUAAUUUAAAUUUAAAAAAACCUAAUUAUCAACUUUCAGAUGAAAUAUUAGCAAAUAAAAAUUUAGGUACAGCUGCUGCAUUAAUAUCAAAUUGUGGUGGUAGAAGUCGACGAUUACAGUUUAUACGCUAUUUAAAACGUCACAUUGAUGUUAACGUUUAUGGACGAUGUGGUGAAAAAUGUCCUGAAAAUGUCGAUUGUCGUGAAUUUAUUGCAAAAAAGUAUUAUUUUUUUCUUAGUUUUGAAAACACUCUUUGUACCGAUUAUACAACGGAAAAAUUCUUUUCUACAAUUGAACAUCCGAUUGUACCUGUUGUUUAUGGACGAACAAAUUAUUCUUAUUUUAUUCCAUCAUCUGGUUUUAUAGAUAUAAAUGACUUUCCCAACUUAACUUCUUUAGCUCAAUAUCUUAAACAAACUCGUUCUAAUAAAGAAAAAUAUUUAUCAUAUUUUUCAUGGAAAAAAGAUUAUGUUUGGGGUAUAACUCAAUUUUUCACACCAUUUUGUGAUCUUUGUUUACGUUUACAUCUUGAUUCAACACCAAAUGUAAUCGAUGAUAUGGAUGCCUGGUGGAAUGAAAAUGCAUGUCAAGGACCGCGAAGAUUGAAAUCGUAA